AUGGCAGGCAAGUGUGGUGAAAGUACGUGUUCAGAAAAACAAAGAUGCGUUAACUACAAAGAUACAUUUCUGUGCAUAGACAUCAAGUGUGUAGGACUUCCUAAUAUACCAAACGGAUGGGCAAAGCUUGACGCAUCUGACAAGUAUAACGACACCGCGUCUGUAUAUUGUCAUGAAGGUUUUGUCACAGAGCAGAAGUCCGUCAAAUGUCAGCUGAAUGAAAAGUGGGAGACGGCUACUUGCGAACAGAGAGAGAUUCCUGCAGUACAAAUAACAGAUUGUAAAGACAUUGCUGACAGAGACCCCGCCGCAGGCAGUGGAACGUACGAAAUUCAAUUGUUGAAAUCACGUGGCAUGUUGACAGUCUUCUGUGACAUGGAAGUAGACGGAGGCGCCUGGACGAUCAUUCAAAACCGGUUUGAUGGUUCAAUAGAAUUCUAUCGAAAUUUCACUGAAUAUGAAAAUGGUUUUGGUGACAUAAAUGGGGAAUUUUGGCUGGGAUUGAAAUAUAUCCAGGAACUGGCUAGCCAAGGUACUACCGAGAUUCGGCUUGAAAUGACGAGGAAUAACAAUGGGGAAGGUUAUGAAAAAUACAUGGACUUCAAGCUUGAGGGCACAAGUUAUACGCUGUCAAUACAACAAGCGUAG
Messenger RNA from Mercenaria mercenaria, 648 nucleotides. RefSeq names its product ficolin-2-like. The record is from RefSeq and is a predicted model, not a curated record. The transcript has 5 exons. NCBI's taxonomy places the organism in Eukaryota, Metazoa, Mollusca, Bivalvia, Venerida, Veneridae. The coding region runs from base 1 to 648 and encodes 215 amino acids.